AGUCGGGCCGCCCGCCGCCACGCCAUCUUCUCCUUCCCGUUAAUUAAAACCAUCAAGCAUAAAACCCUCGCUCGCCUAGCGCGGCCACCUGUCCCCCCUCUCCCCUUCCCCUCUUCUCCCCUCUGCCGCGCCUGCGCGCGAAGCGAAGCCUCUCGCUUCGAUCCUUUGCUUCCCCGCGACUCUUGCCAUGGCGGCCGAUGGCUCCGAGCGCCACACGGCGCAGGUGGUGGGCGCUGAGGGGGAGAUGGACGGCCCCGCGCUGGAGCGGUUCGCGGCGGCGGCGGGGCUCGUGCAGCGCGGCCUCUCCUACGCCGUCGUCUCCAUCUUUGGGCCCCAGGGCAGCGGGAAAAGCACCCUACUCAACCAUCUCUUCGGGACAAGCUUCACCGAGAUGGAUGCCUUGAAAGGAAGGAAUCAGACCACCAAGGGGAUUUGGGUUGCCGAAGCUGUUGGCAUCGAGCCGUUCACUCUUGUGAUGGAUUUGGAGGGGACGGAUGGGAGGGAAAGAGGGGAGGAUGAUACAGCCUUUGAGAAGCAGAGUGCCCUUUUCGCUCUUGCAGUUUCUGAUAUUGUAAUGAUAAAUUUGUGGUGUCAUGACAUAGGCCGAGAACAUGCGGCUAACAGGCCUCUUUUGAAAACUAUAUUUGAGGUUUUGAUGCGUUUAUUCAGCCCUCGGAAAACGACGCUACUGCUUGUGAUCCGUGAUAAAACAAAGACUCCCGUAGAGUAUCUUGCCCAGGCUCUAAAGGAGGAUAUCCACAAGAUAUGGGAUUCUGUUCCCAAACCAGAAGUCUUCAAGAAAGCUGUGCUAAGCGAAUUCUUCAAUGUGGAGGUCACCGCUUUGUCAAGUUAUGAAGAGAACGAAGAACUAUUUAAGGAGCAGGUUGGGAAACUCAGGCACAAGUUUAUUCAUUCAAUCGAUCCCGGUGGUUUAGCAGCUGAUAGAAGAGGUGUCAUACCUGCUUCAGGUUUCUGUAUUAGCGCAAUGCAUAUCUGGAAAGUAAUACGAGAAAAUAAGGACCUUAACCUUCCCGCUCACAAGAUCAUGGUUGCUACUGUUCGUUGUGAAGACAUUGCGGAUGAAAAGCUUAGAUGUUUUAUGUUGGAUGAGGGUUGGUUGGAGCUGGAGGCAGCUGUAACAUCCGGUCCAGUACGAAGCUUUGGCAUGAAGCUUAGCGACAUUAUUGAUUUUUAUCUAUUAGACUAUGACAUGGAAACCAUGUACUUCGACGAAGGUGUGAGAACUGUCAAACGUCAACAGUUACAAUCUGAAAUUGUAAAUGUGAGUAACUCAUUUAAACAUACUCUGGCAAGACAAUAUGAUCAACAGAGCAAGGGUUUGACAAAAUCCUAA
Triticum urartu is the source of this 1354-nucleotide messenger RNA. The record is from RefSeq and is a predicted model, not a curated record. Lineage: Eukaryota; Viridiplantae; Streptophyta; Magnoliopsida; Poales; Poaceae.